Messenger RNA from Aphanomyces astaci, 108 nucleotides. RefSeq lists its product as hypothetical. The record is from RefSeq and is a predicted model, not a curated record. The transcript has a single exon. NCBI's taxonomy places the organism in Eukaryota, Oomycota, Saprolegniomycetes, Saprolegniales, Verrucalvaceae. The annotation marks the transcript as partial.
AUGCCUACCGAACCCAACCAACCAAGCGACAUCGACCGCGCCAUCUCGUUCGUCAAGCGCCCCUGCUCCCGAUACGUCUCCGAAAACGAGAUCCUCGACAUGAUUAUG